Molecule: messenger RNA, 1375 nt
Organism: Cuscuta campestris
Lineage: Eukaryota; Viridiplantae; Streptophyta; Magnoliopsida; Solanales; Convolvulaceae
Source: the annotation of a GenBank genome assembly
AUCUAUACUAUAUUUAAUUUAUUUAUACUAUAUUUAAAAAGGGGCGAAUUUUUCCCGCCCAAAUAUACACACGAUCUCAGGGUGUGAUCUCUUCUCUGAGCAAUGACGGCGAGGAAAAGAGGUCGACCAAGGAGGAAGAAACCAACGGCGGCGGUAGCUGGGGCGAAACUAAACCCUAGCAAUAGAGUAUCUGAAUCUCUCGGUGGGGGAGAGUCAUCUACGGGUGCAGGUAAGGAUAUCACUCCCAACUCUAAUAUACAAUCAGAUCUGAAGAGGAAGGAACAAAAUCUGAAUGACCUGAGAAGCUCGGGGAUUAACCCAGGGGGUACACCGGGUCAAGGGGGAACACCUGAGGAACCUAAGAAGAAGACCUUUGCUGAAAUCACUGGUUUAAAAGAUGAAUUUAACUAUGGACUCAAUUAUGUACAAACAGAAGAAAUGAAUGGAUUGAAGGUGGCUAGAUUAUCAAGGGAGGCUGUAGAGGAAGAUGCGGCGGGAUGGAAUUCUUCACUUGUAUGCUGCGUCUUAGGGGCCAAUCCAUCAUUAAAAGUCAUGGAUGGAUUUCUGAGCAGGAUUUGGAAGGAUUACAAGAUUGCUGAUGUUGUUGUACUCCGGGAAGGCCAAUUUGUUGUGCACUUUGAAAAGGAGGAGGAUAGGGAUGAAAUAGCCAGAAGGAAAUAUUACUUCCUGGAUAAUAAGCCAAUGUUAGUUCAAAGAUGGAAACCUGGAUGUAAACUCAACCUAGAUGAGCUCACUGAUAUUCCAAUCUGGUUAAGGUUUCCAGACCUAGAUCCUAAAUAUUGGAGUCUCUCAGGACUGAGUAAGCUGGGAAGCAUCAUAGGAAAGCCAGUGAAAAGGGACAAGGCUACUGCAACCAAGUCAAAGCUGGAUUUUGCCAGGAUACAGAUUGAGGUGGGAAUACAGAAGAGCUUCCCUGAAAUGAAGGGAGAUAAGCAACCUGUUACUAGAAAGACUAUGGUGUGGAGAAGGAAACAAAGUACACCACAACAACAACAUAAAGAGGAUGCCAAGGAGAAUGCCUCAAAUGAAAAUCUGGAAGAAAGAAUGGAUGGGGAUAAGGAAGAAGAGGAGUUUCACAUAGUUACCAAGAGGAAGAGUGCAAAAAGGGGAGGACUCUUUGAGAAACAGUUCAUUGAUGGAAUCAAUAAAGUGUUUCAUGAAGCCCCAUACCAGGGGCACUACCCCUUUUUGACAUGAUUGGGUGUUGGAAUAUUAGGGGUAUGAACAGCCCCAAUAAAGUAUCAGAAAUAAAGAACUUUAUUAGUAGUAAUAAGAUUGGUCUUAUGGCUAUCCUUGAGACUAAAAUUAAGGAGAAUAAGGUCCAGGAAAUGGAGAAUAAGCUGAUGAAAGGUUG